This is a messenger RNA of Adineta ricciae, 3630 nucleotides long. The record is from the annotation of a GenBank genome assembly. NCBI's taxonomy places the organism in Eukaryota, Metazoa, Rotifera, Eurotatoria, Adinetida, Adinetidae.
AUGACUGAUAGUUGCUCAAGAACUCAAAGGCAAACUUCUAUGAACGGCGCAGGUAUUGGGAAUCUAUGCAUGCCGCCGAGUAGCUUCGCUGGUUCGAAUCGUAGUCGACGACCAUCAUGGUCCGAUGCUAAAAAAGUCUGGAAUGCUGGUGAUGAAGAAGAGACUUAUUCGGAUUCGCAUACACAGAUACUGAAAAAACUUGAUAAUCAUUACCGGAAAAUGAAACGGCAAAUUCUUGCCUUUCAAAGUUUAACUACUGGCUUGUUUCCCAAUCAUUUGGAGCCGGAUAGGAAAGUUGGACAUGUCGUAGAAAAUGUAUUUUGUGCGAUUUCCGUCUGGUCAUUACGACAAUGCUAUUGUAAAAUUGAUAAUGAUCAGGGACGAGCGCAUGAACUAGGACAAGCAGCCGUAAAAUGCAUGCGUGGAAUACUCAACUGUUGGAUGCGACAAGCGAAAAAAGUUGAAGUAUUCAAGAGUGAGCAAUCGCCCAAAGAUGCAUUACAUUCAGCGUUCAAUGUAUUCGAUGGCAGUGAAGUUGACGAUGCUGAUGAAGUCGGACAACUACAAAUAUGUGCUAUCUCGAUUUACUUAUUAACUCUCGUGCAAAUGAUAACAUCGAAUCUUGAGAUUAUCUUUUCGAUGGACGAAGUAAACUUCGUACAGCAACUUGUUUUUUAUAUCGAACGUGCUUACCGGACACCUGAUUAUGGUAUAUGGCAAAGAGGAAGUAAAUACAAUACAAAUACAUGUGAACUUCAUGCAAGCUCAAUUGGUAUGGCUAAAGCAGCACUCGAAGCUAUGAACGGUUUUAAUUUGUACGGCGAUAAAGGUGCGAACUGGUCGGUGGUUUAUGUAGAUGUGGAUGCACAUAAUCGGAAUCGAACGACAUUCGAUACACUUUUACCACGAGAAUCUGCAUCAAAAAAUACCGAUGCUGCUCUAUUGUUAACAGUCAGUUGGCCAACAUUUGCUGUGCAUGAUGAAACACUUGUACAAAGUACAAUUCGAAAAUGUAUUAGAAAAUUACGAGGAACACACGGCUUUAAACGGUACUUGCGUGAUGGGCAAUACACAGAUUUAGAAUCAAAAGAUCAACGAUUUUAUGAGUCAACCGAGAUCAAAAAAUUCGACAAAAAUGAAUGUCAAUGGCCAAUGUUUUUCGCGGUGAUGAUCAUUGAUGGUAUAUUCAAAAAUAACCAGGCACAAGUUGACGAAUAUUUAGCUGCAUUAAAUCCUCUCUUACGGCGAACAACGGAAGUAUUCUCUGACGCGAAUUCAAUUACUAAUGAUUCAGAAUCAGAUUCACUUUUCUUAAUGAAAUCACAGGAAGAUGUGUCUUCUUCACAAAAUACUUGUGAAAUGAUGGUGCACUAUUACUAUGUUGACCAUUCGAGACAGCAAAGUUGUGCCCAAAGUGAAUCCAGUGAUCGUGGAAAUAACCAACAAUUGCCGUUCGCGUGUAGCUCAGAGAUUCUUCGCGGGCAUUUUUUCCUUCUUGGUCAAGCGGUUUGGAUUAUUUGUCAGCUACUCGUGGAUAAAUUACUAACAAUCACAGACCUAGAUCCUAUCAGGCGUUAUCUACCGCCUAGUGAUCGACCCAAAUCGAACUCUCGAUAUUCAUCUAUACAAGACUCGUUACGAUAUCAAUAUACUCCUAAUAUGCCAAAGUCUAUCAGCAAUACAUCGUACGAAACAGUUAGCGCGAAGAAAAAAACCACUGGAGUUAUCACAUCAAACGUUACUUUUUCAGACUUAGUUAUCCAAGUAGUUGCUAUCUCAGAGUCUGUACGUUUACAACAAGUACUGGCUACAUAUGGCAUUCAAACUCAAACACCGAAGCAGAUCGAACCGAUUCUGAUUUGGCCUCCAGCAGAACUAGUUAAAGCUUACACUAAUCUGGGUGUGAAUAAAAAGUUUGGUUUUAGCGGACGUCCUGAUCGACCGUUUGGUGUACUCGGUACCUGCAAAGUUUAUAGAAUAUGCUCAAAGACUGUUCUGUGUUAUCCAUUAACUUUUGAAACAAAUGAUUUUUAUAUGUCAAGUGAUAUGACUCUAUUACUAGACAAUAUUCGAAGUGACUUCGAAUUUAUUACUAAAUGUUGGCGUUUGAAAGGUCGACCGAUAUACAUAAUGAUGUUACGCGAACGUCACCUUCGAGGACCGCAAAAAUCCGAUCUGUUAGAAUUAUUAACACAGAUUCGUCAAGGAAAAGUCUCAGCAAACAUCUUCGUUCGACUUGAACGUCUACAAACCGCAAUAUCCAGUGCAUGUGUCGAACACUUAGAUUUUCUUAAUAAUUCAAUAUGUACGGCGAUGGAUUGGCAGUCUGUCUCUGUUCGUGAAUACAAGAAUACUACCGAAAUCGGCCAUUAUAAAUCCUUAACAGAUGUGUCCAAAACACCGAUUGUUGUUGAAGAUAUCGAUUACCUAAAUCAUGAGUUUAAAAAUCAACAUGAGGAAGAAUUACGUGAAUUUAUUUGUGAAACAGAAAUCUCUCUGGGCUCGUUGAGAAAACAUGCGUUGGCCACAUAUGAAUUAUAUAAGACUGGUGGGCUCGAUUGGAUGAUUAAAGAUAACUAUCGCGUUAGAAAUCAUCUCGAACUGUUAUCCAAAGAAGCGGCAACAUGGCAACAUUGGGCUGUUAUUCGAUUUGUGUCAAGUCUUUUACAUAAAAUGGUAGAUAGUUUAGCUCCGUCUGUAUCAAAUUUACUGGUUCGAGGAAAAACUGUGACAAUCGGAGUUUUCGGUCAUGAAGAAGCUAUUAUUGAUAAACCAAUACGUCCGAAAGAAUUUUUCAAAAUACUUUACAGCGACUCAGUUUUUGGUCGCAGUGUAUUUCAUGCUGUGCUACUACAAGAAUUGCUCAUCAACGUCUCUGUGUUUAUACAAACAUCACCGCAACUUUUCAAUGGUAUACUCAAAUUACGACUUGGCUGGUUGUUUCAAGCAAUGGAACUCGGCUUGGAGCAUUUACGAACUGAUACUGAGGACACAGUGACAUUGAAUACGUUGUCACCAAAUGAAAUCAAACAAUUGAUGUAUUAUGUUUUAACAACGAACGUACCACAAACAACAUCACAAAAUAUUGGUGAAGUUGAACAACGUUCAUCUUAUCAAAAACGUCAAAUGGAUGGAGCAUUGUGUCGUGUUCCAGCUGAUUUCUUCGAACAUGUUUGGUCGAUUUUGGAACGAACACCCGGUGGAAUUAAAUUAUGUGAUGCUCUUCUUCCACAACAACCGACAUUAUCCGAUAUGACGGAUUAUGAAUUGAAUUUCUCCUUGAAAAUCGAAGAAAUGCUCAGUCGAAUAUCCGAUCCAGCAUAUCGUUGUCUAGUUGUUGAAAUGUUUGAAUUGAUCAAUGUUCUUUUGAAACGGAAUUCGGAAUUACGUUUUACUCAAAUACUCGACGUUGAUUACCUCAUCAACGAAGCUGUGAAGUUGUUUCAACAACAAACAAAUUCCAACGAUCCCUUUCAACAUUUUUACAAUCUACCCAUACAACUAGUUGGCGGCUCAACCGGUUAUAUGGUUCGUGUCAUUAUCAACUAUCUAUUCAAUGCAAAUCUACAAAACGUUGAUACAACAGAGUUAAACGCGGCGAAUAACACCGACAUAUGCAAGAUUUCUUAG